This is a messenger RNA of Medioppia subpectinata, 1111 nucleotides long. The record is from the annotation of a GenBank genome assembly. NCBI's taxonomy places the organism in Eukaryota, Metazoa, Arthropoda, Arachnida, Sarcoptiformes, Oppiidae.
UGCAAUUCAUAACAAAAACCAAAUAUUAAUUGAUUUACUCUUUUAUUGAUUUUGUGUCCACACAAGUAGUGGUGAUGUCUUUGCAUUGAGUGUUGUCUUCAUAUUGUUGUGGAUGUCAUCGAGUGAUGGUUUUUCGCCGACUUAUGAGUCGUUUGUUCCGAAAUCGCGGCCAAAGAAGACAUUGAAAUGCGAUUACAAUGAAUGCCACAAACAGUUCGCCACUCUAUCGCUAAUGGAUUCACACAAACGUCGGGAACACGCCGUCAGUCCUCUCCCGACGACUAGAGUCCCCACAGUUUGUCCGCCAAUACAUCGAUGUCUUGUCAACGGCUGUGGCCUCGAGUUUGCCGGUGAAUACACGCUAAGAGCACACCAGAGGGCUGUCCAUAAAGACCCGACGCCUGUCAUGUCAUGUGAGACCAGUGGUGGCGGUAAUGAUAGCGCCGUUGGGUUAACCGCCGACCCGACCCAUACGGCCAGCCGUUUUGUGUGCAACAAAUGCGACAUAAUAUUUGUCACCGGAAAAGGUCUCAAUAGUCAUCGGCGAAAGUGUCACUCGCGGACCGGCAAACUGGGCGUCCAAUCGGCGGCCGCCAAACAGCACGACUGCGCGCACGACGGCUGCGGCCAAUCAUACCCUUCUAAACGGAAACUGCAGAAACACAUGCGUUGUGUCCACUCGGCCACAGGUGGACAGUAUCGGUGCGAUGACUGUAUCCAACGAUUUUACCAUCAAUUCAAACUCGAUAAGCAUCGACUCACUGCCCACUCGAAGGCCGCUCAUGUGCCACAGGAGUCCAUUGAACCCGUAGUUAAUGUCCCACCCGUUCACCCGGCAGUUGGCAAAAAGUACCGGUGCGGCAGAUGUGCCAAACGAUUUUACCUCAAAUAUGGACGCGAUCAACAUUGCCUGGCUGUCCACUCAGCGGCCACUCGUGUACUACAGACGCCCAUUGAGACCGAAGUUAAUGUCCCGUCCGUUCCUAUGGAGACUACAUUACCUGAAUCUGUUCCGAUAGCGCCCGCGACUGUCCAAUCGGUGACCCAAUCCUUACGACCGUCACUGCGUUACUGUCCCAACACUGUCAUCACUGAACCAAACAACAGGUAA